This is a messenger RNA of Aplysia californica (California sea hare), 674 nucleotides long. RefSeq lists its product as uncharacterized. Lineage: Eukaryota; Metazoa; Mollusca; Gastropoda; Aplysiida; Aplysiidae. The transcript is spliced from 6 exons. The record is from RefSeq and is a predicted model, not a curated record. The coding region runs from base 155 to 484 and encodes 109 amino acids.
ACAGUCUGUACGUCUGGAGUGUAGGUCAGUCUUGGUGGACUAGUCUGAUCAGAGCAGUCUGACCUGGAAUAACUGCGAAGAGACGAAUUUCAGAAACCCACUAAAGAUCCUAAAACAAACAAAGUCACACUUUGGAAGAAACAAAAAACACAAGAUGAAAGUCCUCGCCAUCUUUGCAGUAUUCCUUGCCGUUGUCUAUGGAGCUCCAUCAGCAGACAAAGACAAAGUGGACCCAUUCAUCUCUUUGGUGCAAGAAAUCGAAGGCUCCACUUUCUUCCCCACGCUUGACCUGGACGACCGCCUCCUGACGUUUGAGAUGCUCUCCGCCGCGGAGACCACCAACCUCAAGCCCCUGCUGGACAAACUGGGCUACAUUGUCUUGUUGGAAUACAUUGAUGCUCUGCCAGAGGACUAUCAACACCGAUUUGUAAGAUACAGUGUGGAGCAUUUGCAGAACGAAUACCCCAUAGUUCCAGGAUCUUAGAGAUAAUUCCCAAUAGCUAUGAAAAUCAUCCACUGAAGUGGAGCACUCAGAAAACCCGAUCCAAGCUGCACCUUUUAGUCCUUAAAAAAGUUUUAUUAAUUCGCCAUAAGCCAUUUUGUACAUUUUUAUUUAUUAGAAAAAAUCACAAUUCAUUCAAAAAAGACCAAAUAAAUCGUCCAUAUAACAUCCA